AAAUGUCAAAGCUACGAUGUCAAAAGAAGUUGAAAAUGCUUGAAUAGGUGUAUUUAAUUUUACAAUUUGAAUUCAAAAUCAGAAAUGUGGGUUUGAAUAUUUCAAUGUUUCUUCAAUUUUAAAUGAGAAGUCGAUCAGAAAAUGGAGGAAAAGACAGUCACAUGUGAUGGGGAUAGCCAACAACAUGAAGACAAACAGAAAAUUUCAUCAACUUAUAAUAAUGGAAGUGAUGGAAAUCAUCUGAGUGCAGUAGAAUGUCUCAGAUUAAAGAACAGCCUUAUGGAAAUCUUGGAAGAGCUUAAGAUGCGAAGAAUAAAUGAUAAAGAAAAUGAGGAGAGAAUCAAGAAGGCGGACCAAGAAAAGUAUGAUUUAAGUAGAAAAUGUGAGGCAGAGACACAGAAAUUAAAUGAAUCAAAAGAGCAAUUCCAAAAGCAGAUACAAGAUGCAGAAAGGAAGUACAGGGAGAGGUUGUCACAGGCAGAGGAGCAAUUGAAGCAACAAAAGGUCUUCAAAGACUGUACUGAGAAAGAAAUAAAUGGACUAAAAGAUGAAAUAAGGAACUUAGAGGUGGUCAAAUACACACUGGAAAAAGACCUGAAAGAGCAGGAGAGGAAACUACAGCUUCAUGUACAGUCCUCGGAGCAGCACCUUAACCAGCUCACAGAGACAGAACACAGGUUCAAGGCCCUCCAGCUCCAGUGUAAACAGCUCAGCGAGGCACAGGCUCAACUGGAAGACAGUGUUCAGCAUGCUGUGAGGCACAACCAGGCACUGCUGUACAUAAAUGAACAUCAGAAAUGCAUCCUUAAUGAGGAGAAACACCAUGUCAGCAGUCUGCAGUCACAACUACUGGAGGUCAAAAGUCACCUGCAAAAGAAACCAGAUGAAACCAGUUUGCAGCAAUAUCAGAUGGAAAUAGCUUCACUGAACCAAAAGAUAGAGAGGUUAAAAGCUGAAAAAGAAGGUUCCUCAAAAGAAAUCAAUGAGUGUGCUGCAAAGUAUGAGAAAGUGUCUCAGUUAUUGCAAGAUACACACAAACUGCUGGAACAUCAGAUUGAGAUUGCAGAGAUACAUAAAAAGAAUGCCUCCCAACAGAAGACGCUCAUCCAACAACAGCAGGGAGAAUUAGCAGAGGUCAAAGGUGAACUUCAGGAGGUGACGGACAAAGUUACUUUGCAGAGGGAUCAGCAUAAGGCAGAGGCAGAGGAAUGGCGAAAAAAGACCUCAAAAAUCCAGGAUGAGCUUAUUAAAAUCAAGGAGGAUUUGGAAGAACAAAAGAAAAGAUGUGCAGAUUUGGAGGACUUGAAUACAACAUGGUCAAACCAGAAUAUCCAACUAACAGAGCAGCUUCAGUUCACAAAGGAACAGCUGAACAAACCAAGACGAGACCAGAUCCUGCAGACAGAACUCUGCCUGAUGAACAUGGUGGAUAGUGAGAGUCAAGUAGAGGUAAUCAGUACUGACUCGUCCAUCCAAACCAUGUCCGUCCCACAGAGGACCAACAGCACCCAGACCCCUGCUCCUGAACUCACUGUUUCUAAGACGCAGACAAACAACCCAGCCCUGGCCAACUCUAGCUCUCAGACAGAGAGAGUGGAGAUACAGAGUGUGUCAGUGCUGGCAGAGAUCAUUAAGUACAACUCCAAAGAGAGGCUGUUCUGCCAGUCACUGUCGUCUGCUAACAGGUCUUGUAAAUCAGUUGGUCAACAAUCUUCAGUAGAAGUCCAAGCUCUGUGUAGUCAGUCAAAUGCAGUAACUUUAUCAGACAGUCAAACUCUUCAAGGUUCAGCAAGUCAAUCAGAUAGUCAGUUGUCAGCUGUCACUAGCCAAUAUAUGCAGACUGAGCCUGAACAACUACAAAAUCCCAACUGUCAACACACAUCAGAAUACAUUGAUCUAGCAAAGACUGAAGAUGUUAAUCAAAGAGAAACUGCUCAGCAACUUCCUGAAAAUGGGACAUUGGGAGAAAAUCAAGAAAAUAUCACCAAUAGAAGCCAAGUGAUACAGUCAAAUGCCAUUAGACGACAAUCCUUUCAGCUUCUUGAAAAUACUACUUCAGAUGAAGAUAAAUCUAUUGAUCAAGUAACACCUGUCUCCAAAGGGGUCGUGGAUGAUAAAACUUCCUUGAUAUGUGACAAAAGUAUGUCAACUGAAACCUUGAAACACCAUUCAGUGAUGGAAACUGACAAUCUAACUAAAGAAUUGUUGCAAAACCAAGUAACCCAUACAGAGACAUCUGAAGCAUCAACAGUAAAGAUUGUUGUUCAUCCAACUCCAAGUCUGGCUACUCCAAUUGAUAGGGAUCAGGUGUCCUGUGAUGGUUUGGUAGUUAGCAGACAGGAUGCCAAUGACCCUGCCAUUGAUUCAACGGUUCCCAAUGACCCAGACAAGUCUUGUGUGUCUCCCAGAAGUCCUGGUGGCUCACGACUCAAGUUGUCAUUGUCAAGACCCAAAACACUCUUAACAACACCAUCUUUGAAAAGUAAACAAGAGGAUGCUGUGGGGAGUGAGGCAUGCAAAAUGUCUGGAAAACAAACAUCAUCGACAAUUGAACAAUUGGAUAUUCUUUUGAACUCUCCAAUGUCUGACCAUCAAAAGGAUGAGACAGAUGCUGGAUUAAAGGAAGUGAAAGGGAUUUUAAAAGGUCAAGGUAACAUUUCAACAAGAAAACAAGUGACAUUUGGCAGCCCUCUUCAUGAUAUACAUCAGCUUUCACAAACCUCUGUGGAGAGUGUAUCGCAUGAUGACGGUGACAAGGACCUUUUCUCAGACUCCGAUGACAAUGAUACAGAAGAUGGACCCUCAAAAGCACGGACCCAGGUCUCUGAUAAAAGUCUCCCUGCUACCACUCUGCUCAUCGAUGGGAAGAGGGUAGAGUCUAGCAACACUCUGGCCUUCUGUGUGGAUGACUUUCUUCCUGAUCCUUCUCUCUCCAGAACCAAAACCAUCACUGAAGACACCGAAUAUCCUGAGGACUGCGAUUUGGAAAUUGCUACAAAAUUAAACACUUUCAAUAACAGGGAGCUUAAAGGCAAAAUAUCUGAUACUAUGGUAUCUGAGCCGUCUUUGACGGGCAGAGACACGGUAUCUGUGGAUUCAGGAGAAGAUAAUGUGUCUGUUCCUAAAACAAUGUUUCCAGCUCUUGAGAUUCCCAGUGCUCAAGAAAUCAUGGUAUCGGCAACAACUCUGUCCAACCAGUACAAACGUACAAUUGAUGCCAUACUGAAUAAAGGCAAAAAACUCAAAACUGACAAGUGACACUGCUAAUAGUUAUUAGCUUAUCGUAAUUGUUAUAUGCCUUUUACUUGGAAAAUGCCAUCAUUACUUUGUUAUGGAAAAUAUUUUUUUGUUGCUGUACUUGCCACAUUUGUUAAUGGUUCUUCAAUUUUAAUGAAUACAUGUAAAUGUCACUGCUUAUUUUCUAUGUUUUUAAGUGGGGUUUUUUUUUUCAUACAUACUCCAUCAAAAUAAAAAGUUC
Magallana angulata is the source of this 3478-nucleotide messenger RNA. RefSeq names its product coiled-coil domain-containing protein 73-like. NCBI's taxonomy places the organism in Eukaryota, Metazoa, Mollusca, Bivalvia, Ostreida, Ostreidae. The record is from RefSeq and is a predicted model, not a curated record. The transcript has 15 exons. The coding region runs from base 142 to 3258 and encodes 1038 amino acids.